This is a messenger RNA of Mesitornis unicolor (brown roatelo), 2082 nucleotides long. It is a transcript of the gene LETM1, whose product is annotated as leucine zipper-EF-hand containing transmembrane protein 1. Gene Ontology annotation, molecular function: ribosome binding; calcium ion binding. The transcript has 12 exons. Gene Ontology annotation, biological process: intracellular monoatomic cation homeostasis. Gene Ontology annotation, cellular component: mitochondrial inner membrane. Bases 199 to 1938 code for a protein of 579 amino acids. NCBI's taxonomy places the organism in Eukaryota, Metazoa, Chordata, Aves, Mesitornithiformes, Mesitornithidae. The record is from RefSeq and is a predicted model, not a curated record.
CAAGAUGACUCCAUCGUUGAAAAGUCACUGAAGUCCUUAAAGGACAAAAACAAGAAGUUGGAAGAAGGAGGUCCUGUAUAUAGUCCAACAGAAGUGGAAGUUGUGAAAAAGUCUCUUGGACAGAGAGUUGUGGAUGAACUGAAACACUAUUACCAUGGGUUUCGAUUACUGUGGAUUGACACAAAAAUAGCUGCAAGGAUGCUCUGGCGAAUACUUCAUGGAAACACUUUGUCUCGUCGAGAGCGGAGACAGUUUCUUCGAAUAUGUGCCGAUCUAUUCCGCUUGGUCCCUUUCCUAGUUUUUCUUGUUGUCCCAUUUAUGGAAUUUUUGCUUCCAGUAGCUCUGAAGUUGUUCCCUAAUAUGCUUCCCUCUACAUUUGAGACAAAGUCUAAAAAGGAGGAAAGAUUGAAGAAAGAAUUGAGAGUAAAGCUGGAAUUGGCUAAAUUCCUUCAAGACACAAUUGAGGAGAUGGCCUUAAAAAAUAAAGCAGCCAAAGGAAAUGUUACAAAAGAUUUUUCAACGUUCUUUCAAAAGAUCAGAGAAACUGGCGAAAGACCCAGUAAUGAAGAGAUCUUAAGGUUCUCUAAACUGUUUGAAGAUGAGUUGACCCUGGACAAUCUGACCAGGCCUCAGCUGGUGGCACUUUGUAAAUUGUUGGAACUUCAGUCAAUUGGGACAAAUAACUUCCUCCGCUUCCAGCUGACAAUGAGGUUGAGAAGCAUAAAAGCAGAUGACAAACUGAUUGCUGAGGAAGGAGUUGAUACCCUGACUGUUAAGGAACUGCAGGCAGCUUGUCGUGCCCGGGGCAUGAGAGCUCUUGGUGUCACAGAGGAGCGUCUCAAGGAACAGCUUAAGCAGUGGUUAGAUCUGCACCUGAACCAGGAAAUCCCCACUUCGUUGCUUAUUUUAUCCAGAGCCAUGUAUCUUCCCGAUACCCUUUCUCCAGCUGAUCAGCUCAAAACAACACUGCAGACACUACCAGAGAGUGUUGCCAAAGAGGCUCAAGUCAAAGUGGCAGAAGUUGAAGGUGAAAAAGUAGAUAACAAAGCUCGGCUGGAAGCAACACUUCAGGAAGAGGAAGCCAUCAGGAAAGAAAAUGAAGAAAAGGAGAUGGAAAGAAUAACUGAAGCUGCAGAGAAAGCCAAAGAAACUCUUCAAGUUGCAGCCACAGUAAAGGUGGAAUCAGUAGAUCUUGAAGCAGCUGUUCUGCAAGAUAAAAAAAGUCAGGUGGCUGUGGAAGCUGAACAGGAACUGGCAAGGGCAGAUGUGGCGAUGGACUCAGAGACACUGAAAGAUACAGCACCAGUACUGGAAGGAGUUAAGGGUGAGGAAAUCACUAAGGAGGAGAUUGACAUGCUGAGUGAUGCUUGCACCAAGCUACAGGAACAGAAAAAAUCACUAACGAAGGAAAAGGAGGAGCUUGAGGAGUUGAAGGGUGAUAUCCAGGAGUAUAAUGAGGAUUUGCAAGAGAUAAAGGAGCUCUCUAAAACUGGCCAGGAAGACAUAGUGGAAGAGUCCAAGGCAAGCAAGAGAUUGACCAAGAGGGUGAACCGAAUGAUUGGCCAGAUAGACAAAAUUAUUAAUGAAUUAGAGACAAAUCAGAAGACAGUGGAUUUAAAACUGGACAGUGGUGAUGGUCCUGCUGCUGGGGAGAAUCUCAUCAGUAUUGCUGAGCUGAUAAAUGCCAUGAAACAAAUUCAGAAGAUUCCAGAGGAGAAGCUAACGAGGAUUGCAGAGGCUCUAGAUGAAAACAAGGAUGGCAAAAUUGAUAUAGAUAAUGUUGUUAAGGUAGUAGAAUUAAUUGACAAAGAAGAUAUUGACAUUGGCACCAGUCAGGUUGCUGAGAUUAUGACACUGCUUCAAAAAGAAGAAAAACUGGAAGAAAAAGAGAAAGCAAAGGAAAAGCACGAUAAAGAAGCUGCGGAAGCCAAGAAUUAAGCUUCAGCAUCUGAAGCUAAUCCCAUUGUAACCAAAACCUUGUAUAUCUUUCUGUGUCUAAUGGCUACAUAGUACUUGAGCUUUUGUGAUUAUGGGAAGUGUUUUGAGCUGAUUCUAGUAAUAAAUUGUAGGUAUGUUUUCUGA